Molecule: messenger RNA, 1315 nt
Organism: Bactrocera oleae (olive fruit fly)
Lineage: Eukaryota; Metazoa; Arthropoda; Insecta; Diptera; Tephritidae
Source: RefSeq, a predicted model, not a curated record
CUUACUUUACGUACUGUCAGUAUCCGAAAUAAGGUUCAUUCAUCACAACCGAUUCGGCAAAUAGAGUAGUGCAAAGAUGAGUCCACUUUACUUUCUACUGCUAGUAUUUGCUGUGGGUCCACAAUCACUUACGGCAUGUACUGAUCGUAGCGAGCCGGAUUGUUCACUCCAUCAGAGUGGGCAUAUCCUGCCGGACGAACAUAGCUGCUAUCGCUACUAUGUCUGCAGACGUGGCAGAGCUAUAUCGCGCAGAUGUCGCAGAGGAUUGCAGUUUGAUUGUGAAACGAAUGUCUGUACAUUCCCUGAAUUUGCUAAGUGUUACAUUCAUCGGCAUAAGGAUGAUGGAGAGAAAGAGCAUCCGAUUCAUUGGCCGGAACCAUUUGAAGGCUCGCCAUCGUGUGACACAACAACGCCAACACCUUGUGUUACCACGCCCCCAUGUGUUACAACACCACGAUGUGACACACCAACACCAACACCAACACCUUGUGUUACCACGCCACCAUGUGUUACAACACCACGAUGUGACACACCAACACCAACACCUUGUGCUACGCCGAAACCAACCACCACCACUUCCAAAACAACAAAGUCAACCACAACCAAAAGCCCAACUACAAAAUCGACAACCACAAGGACCACAAGGACUACAACAACACCGUGCAAAACAGAAACAACUACGGUACCCUGCAUAACUCCUUCACCAACACCGUCGUGUGAUACACCAACACCAACACCCUGCACGUGUAAGCCCACAACACCACCUGUGACUACUUGUGAAACAACAACAAGGUCAACCACAACCAAAAGCCCAACUACAAGAUCGACAACCACACGGACCACAAGGACUACAACAACACCGUGCAAAACAGAAACAACUACGGUACCCUGCAUAACUCCUUCACCAACACCGUCGUGUGAUACACCAACACCAACACCCACACCCUGCACGUAUAAGCCCACAACACCAGAUGUGACUACUUGUGAAACAACAACAAGGUCAACCACGACCAAAAGCCAAACUACAAAAUCGACAACCACAAGGACCACAAGGACUCACAACACCGUGCAACAGAACAACUACGGUACCACCUGCUUAUCUUCGCAACACCCUGCAUGCAAGCACCGCACCACGCCAACUACUUGUAACGGCAGCCAACACCAUGCACAGCAACACCUGGAUGAAGUUUUCAUCAACACCAUGCAAUUUUGCACAGCCGUGGUACAUUGUACCGAGAUGCAUUUCGAGAGCGCCAACGAUUCACCAAUACCACGUCAAUGCGUUGCACGUUUGCCACGCUCAGGACCCGCGUGA